CUUUCCACUUGGUUAUGAACGUAGCAUUAGGCUACAACUUCUGUCAUCGCACUGUUCAAUGAUUCUGCUUUUUCGGUCGGUGAUGAAAUAUUAGGGUGAAAGGUUAGGCAACGUUAUAACUCCAAUGCCAGUAACAAAGCCCACAGUUCCCUUCCGGACACUGCAACAGAUCGGUUACUAUACCCAAUCCUGAGAUCCACCGACAAGCCAACUUUCUCCAGCAGACUUGGGCGAGCCUGAACUGAAACAGCAGACGCGCAAGCACGGACCAAACGGUAAACCAGUCUCUACAGAUCUACUGUUUUUGACCAGAGGAGCAGAGCACCAUGGUUGUGUCCAAGGCCUGGACGUUACGCCAGCACUUCCAGGGUUUCCCCAAGGCUAGUGACUUCCAUCUGAGGGAGGAGACGCUGCCGCAGCCCAAGAAUGGGCAGGUGCUGUUGGAGGCUGUGUUCCUCAGUGUGGACCCUUACAUGAGACCCUACAGCCAGACAAUGAUGAAGGAGGGAGACGUUAUGAUUGGAUCACAAGUUGCCAAGGUGAUCCAGAGCUAUAACCCCAGCUUCCCGGUGGGCUGCCAUGUGGUCAGUGAUUGUGGAUGGAGGAGUCACUGGGUGUGUGAUGGGGCAGAGCUGACCCCUGUGCUUCCCGACUGGCCCCAGGACAUCCCCCUCUCCCUGGCCCUGGGGGCCAUCGGCAUGCCUGGUCUGACAGCUCUGUAUGGACUAGAGGAGGUGUGUGAGAUAAAGAAGGGGGAGACUCUUCUGGUGAAUGCUGCAGCAGGAGCCGUGGGCUCAGUGGUGGGACAGAUCGCCAAGAUCAAGGGCUGCAGAGUGGUGGGCUGUGCGGGGACAGAUACCAAGGUGUCCUAUCUAAAGGAGCUGGGUUUUGACCAGGUCUUCAACUACAAGACUGCCACCUCUCUGGAGGAAUCACUCAGGGAGGCCGCGCCACACGGAUACGACUGCUACUUUGAGAACGUUGGUGGGAAGUUCUCCAGUGUAGUGAUGCCUCAGAUGAGAGAGUAUGGCAGAAUAGCUGUGUGUGGAAGCAUCUCCAUGUACAACGACACCACACCACAGACAGGGCCUUAUGUACACACCCAUAUGAUCUUCAAGCAGCUGAGGAUGGAGGGCUUCCUGUGUGCUCGCUGGAAACACAAACACCAGCAGUCACUGAGGAGGCUGAUGGCCUGGAUGACUGAGGGCAAGCUGAGAUGCAAUGAACACAUCACCAUUGGUUUCAACAACAUGCCUGCUGCCUUCAUGGGCAUGCUACAGGGAGACAACACCGGCAAGGCUGUGGUCAAGGUGUGAUGACAUCACAAUCAACAUUACACUCCUCCAGAACAUCUGGCUAAAGCAUUCCAGAACACUCAACUUCAUACACUCCGGGUUCUAGAACCAGAAUCUGUUUCACCUUAACAUUCCAGUAUCCUUCCUGAAAAUCACACUAUAGUGUUCUGUUCCAUGUUUAUUCAUAGACACGUUCAACAGAGAGCUAGACAGGUUUUGGUCCAGUGUAAUUCAACAGACAGCCAGACAGGUUUGGUCCAAUGUAAUUCAACAGACAGCCAGACAGGUUUGGUCCAGUGUAAUGCUAUUAACUAAAUAAACAUGUCUUCACAAUAUAAUGUUUAUAAUA
This is a messenger RNA of Oncorhynchus tshawytscha (Chinook salmon), 1644 nucleotides long. Its product is annotated as prostaglandin reductase 1-like. Gene Ontology annotation, molecular function: 15-oxoprostaglandin 13-reductase [NAD(P)+] activity; 2-alkenal reductase [NAD(P)H] activity. Gene Ontology annotation, biological process: prostaglandin metabolic process. Lineage: Eukaryota; Metazoa; Chordata; Actinopteri; Salmoniformes; Salmonidae. The transcript has 9 exons. Gene Ontology annotation, cellular component: cytoplasm. The record is from RefSeq and is a predicted model, not a curated record. Bases 327 to 1316 code for a protein of 329 amino acids.